AUGGUCCACACGCAUGGAGUUCGGCGGAUUGUGGAAGCGACGGUGGAGAAGUGUGCUGUCACUGAUGGUAGUAGCUUCGAGCUGCUUCUUUCGCGGCUGGCUGCUGGGCUUCGGGCUUUUGCCAGAGAAGAAGGCAAGCGAGUGAAAGCGACGGUGACUCAUCUGGUGGAUGAGGUGGCGGAGCUCCGUCAGGAAAUGAUGCAGGAUCCGUCAUGCAAGGCAACAAGUGCACGGUUAGCUGUGAAGGAGGCGCAACUGCUUGAAUAUCAGGCGUCAAGAAAGGACAAGCUAUUCCUGAUGUCUGGCAUGCGGACGGAGCUCCGGGGGGAGGUGGCAUCAAAGCAUCUGACGGCGUUGGUGCAGGCUAAGAAAGCGAGUACUCAGAUUGCGGAGUUGCAAACGGCGUCAGGGGUCGUUUCCGAUUCUCAAGGCAUUCUUCGCGCGGCAUCGGAAUUCUUCGCAGAUAUCUUCGGGCGGGACCUGUGUCAGCUGGAUGAUGACUGGCGUCCUGCGUUGGAUAAGAAGCUGAGGAGCUGGGAAGCAGAAGAGCUGGCGGCAGACUGGACGGAAGAAGAAGUUAAAAAGGCUUUCAGUGCGAUGGCGGCGAACAAGUCCCCGAGGAAAGAUGACUUCGCAUCGACAGCAAUUCUCUCAACGGAGGUGAAGGAGGCAGUUACGAUAUUUAUGCACAAAAAGGGGGAUAAGGACCAGCUUAACAACUACUGCCCCAUCACUCUCCUCAACUUCACUUACAAGGUGCUGGCGAGAGUUGUGGCUGACAGGAUGAAGAAGUUUCUGAGGCGGGUGAUCUCACCGGAGCAGUAUGGUUUUCUCCCGGGGAGGCGGCUGACAGACGCGGUGGGGCCUGUGGCUGAUAUCAUUGACACGGCGCGGAACGACAAUGAGGAUUGGUUCCUCCUCUUGGUUGACUUCAAAAAAGCGUUCGAUUUUGUCUCCCGCGGCUACCUUUUCCGGACGCUUCGGGCUAUGGGGUUCCCUGAACGUUUGGUGCGGUGGGUGGAAGGCCUGCAUGCGGGAACACAGACGCGGCUGUUAGUCAAUGGCUGGAUGGGGGAAGGAGUGGAAGUGGUUUCGGGGGUCCGGCAGGGCUGUCCCCUUGCUCCAUACCUGUUUUUGUGUGCGGUUGAGCCGCUGGCGCAAAUGGUUCUGAAGCGGAAGUUGGGCAUCAGCAAGGCGAGCGAGCGGUUGGCAUACAUCGGGCAUGCAGACGACACCACCCUGGUCCUGGAGGGGAAGCAGCAGAUCAUCAGGGCUGAACAAGUGUUAGCGAAGUUCGAAUUGACCUCGGGGUUAGCGACAAACAGGGACAAGUCGGUCAUCUUACCGUUGGGGAACAAUCUCGGCAGGACGACUGGUCGGGUGAACGGGUUCCGCUGGGCGAAGGCGGAGGAAGCGGAGAAGCUGCUAGGGGUCUGGGUCACUCCUUCGGGAAGCUACCUGCCAACAUGGGAGAAAACUGCGGAGGAUGUGACAGGGAAAGUUAAAAAGUGGCAACAAAAAUUCCUUCCAAUGGCGGCAAGGACGGCGGUGGUUAAUUGUUAUGCGAUGCCCAAGGCAGCGUUUCAGGCGCAAGUCUACCCGCCUCCAGCGAAGCUGUGGGGCACUGUCUCAAAGACCUUCUACAAUUUCGUCUCUGGGAAUAAAGCAACAUCAGACACGGUGUUUCGGCUCUGGAGCAAGGAUCUACUUCACACUCCAAGAAAGUUGGGGGGGCGUGGGCCUGCAUGA
Closterium sp. Yama58-4 is the source of this 1749-nucleotide messenger RNA. NCBI's taxonomy places the organism in Eukaryota, Viridiplantae, Streptophyta, Zygnematophyceae, Desmidiales, Closteriaceae. The record is from the annotation of a GenBank genome assembly.